AUGAGGCCCGCCUACUUCCUCGUCGCGCUCGCGCCUGCCGCCCUGGCCGAGCCGCAGCCGCGCGCCAACAACCUCGCCUCCGACCUCGCGCACCGCUCGGCCGUCGCAUCAAUACCGGAAUACGUUGUGGGGGAACAUCUCGUGCCCAUCGCUGACUCGUUCGACUCGACAAUCACCCGCCGUGCCGCGAGACAUGUCCUCCAGGCGCGUAGUGAGGGUUCUCUCGGCCAAACACCGUGGAUCGGGAUGGCCAUUGGCCUCACUUGCACUGCUUUCGCCGCAGUCAUGCUGGGCUAG
This is a messenger RNA of Penicillium argentinense, 297 nucleotides long. RefSeq lists its product as uncharacterized. The transcript has a single exon. The record is from RefSeq and is a predicted model, not a curated record. Bases 1 to 297 code for a protein of 98 amino acids. NCBI's taxonomy places the organism in Eukaryota, Fungi, Ascomycota, Eurotiomycetes, Eurotiales, Aspergillaceae.